GGGCGCUGUAUUUCAGUCAGCUGCUCCCGCCAGAGUCCGCUGCUCGUGCGCCUCCGCUGCUCCCGAGUGACUGCCGCCUGGUGUCCACGCCCGCCCGCCCCGCCUGCCGCCGAGAUGAUGUGCGGCGCGCCCACCCCCACGCAGCCGGCCACGGCCGACAUCCAGGCCAUCGCCGACCAGGUGAGGUCCCAGCUGGAAGAGAAGGAGAAGAAGUUCCCGAUGUUCAAGGCUGUGGAGUUCAAGAGCCAGGUGGUCGCCGGGAGGGUCUUCUUCAUCAAGGUUCAAGUGGACGAAGACAGCUUCGUGCACAUUCGAGUAUUUGAAAGCCUCCCACACGAGAACAAGCCCUUGGUCUUGGCCAGCUACCAGACCAACAAAGGCAGACACGACGAGCUGACCUACUUCUAGUCCCAAUUUUGCAGAGCCCGUCGCCCAUGUGGGUCUCUCCACUGCCAACCUGUGUCUGGGACCUCACGUGGUGCCACUCGGGGGGUGGGGGGGUGGGAUGCUCCUCUCCGGUGUCUCUGUUCCUCACUUUCAUUGUGUUCAUUUUUUUCUCCCAGUCAAUGAUCUUAAGUAAAUUACUUUCAAGGAGGGUUUGUGUUCUCUUUAAAUAUAUGUAUUUUUUCAGUGUUCACAAAUUUUCUGUUUUGGGGUUUUUUCUUCAUCUGAAGCCGUAAUCACAGUAGGGAGGUGUCACGGGGUGAGAGCUGUCCAGGGUGGAGCCCCCGCUGGACCUCGUGCGGCCUGAGACCCCCCCACCCCGAGCAGCUGAGCCAGGGGGUGGGGGAUGCCCAGGUCACAGCAGGCGGGCUGUAGACCCAGGAUUCCAGGAGCCUGUGUUCUAACCGCAGCUCCACACGCCUCCGUUGCUGUGACUGUAUCCUGUCUAAAAUACAAGAUUUGAGGGAAUUCCCUGGCGGUCCAGUGGUGAGGACUCUGGGCCUUUGCUGCGGAGUGCGAGGGUCAAUCCCGGUUGGGGAAUUAAGAUCUCGCAAGCUGCAUGGCGUGGCCGAAAAUGAAUAAAUACAUAAAUACAUGAA
Molecule: messenger RNA, 1043 nt
Organism: Mesoplodon densirostris (Blainville's beaked whale)
Lineage: Eukaryota; Metazoa; Chordata; Mammalia; Artiodactyla; Ziphiidae
Gene: CSTB
Product: cystatin B
Exons: 3
Coding region: 115-408 (97 amino acids)
Cellular component (GO): cytosol
Molecular function (GO): cysteine-type endopeptidase inhibitor activity
Source: RefSeq, a predicted model, not a curated record